UUUCCCCCCUGCUUGCUGGCUUUCUCUCUGGCUCUCUCUGGCUCUCCAAGUCUGUGGGAUCCCCCCAUUCACCGGCUCUCAUUUGCUGUGCCAUCCCCCUCCCCAACGUUACCUGUUGACAGGAGCAGAGCUCAGAAUUGAUUCUCCUGCCCUUCUGAUGACAGUCCGACGGGGAGAACGUGCGUCUGUCCCGAUCCGGGAACACAUGGCCAUCGAUGUCUCCCCGGGACCAAUCCGACCCAUUGCCCAGAUCUCUGCUUAUUUCCCACACCCUGGGCUGGAGGGAGCUCGGUCCACCCGGGACAAAAUGAGAGGGCCGGGGGCAGCUAAUGCAGCUCCUGGAACCGGAGAGGGAGAAAGCGCUGACGGAGACGACUCUGACGAGAACACUUCCCUGGGGACUCUGGAAUUUGACAUCCUUUAUGAUCCCGAAGGCUGCACUCUCAACUGUACCAUCCUACGGGCCAAGGGGUUGAAGCCGAUGGAUUUUAACGGUCUGGCCGAUCCCUACGUGAAACUCCACCUGUUGCCAGGGGCCUGCAAGGCCAACAAGCUGAAAACGCGAACCCAGCACAACACCCUCAACCCCGUGUGGAACGAGGCUCUGACAUACAACGGGAUAACAGCUGAGGACAUGGCUCGGAAAACUCUGCGGAUCUCUGUGUGCGACGAGGAUAAAUUGACUCACAAUGAGUUCAUUGGAGAGACCCGGGUGCCCUUGAGGCGCCUCCGGCCCAGCCAGAAGAGACACUUCAACCUGUGUUUGGAACGGCAACAACCACUGGCUUCUCCCUCCUCCAUGACGCUGCGUGGAAUUUCCUGCUACCUGAGAGAGUUAGAGCCCCCGGCUGGCUGGGCCCUGGAGGCAGGGGCCGCAUCUUGCGCCAGCCCUGUGUACAUCUGAGGCGCCCGCGGGCUACUGGUGUCUAUCCUCCAUGCAUGCGCUGUGGAUGUGUGUGGCUACUCCGACCCCUACGUAAAAACGUAUCUCAAGCCAGACGAAGAGAAGAAGUCAAAGCACAAAACGACUGUGAAGAAGAAGACGUUGAACCCCGAAUACAACGAGGAGUUUUUCUAUGAGAUUGAGCACACGGAUCUUGGUCAGAAAUCUCUGGAGAUAACAGUCUGGGAUUACGACAUUGGAAAAUCCAACGACUUCAUUGGAGGGCUCUGGGGCUGGGGCAUGGUGAAUGCAGACACUGCAGCUCUCUCCCUUCCAGACCCUGACCAACGCCUCGAGCACUGGCACACACUCACCAACGAACUCCCAGAAUCCUCCACUUUUGGCCCCUGAGGUGCCAUCUUGACUGCCUACGGAACCGCAUCUGCCCUCCUUGCCACCUGAACAAAGGAGGCAGCCUGAGUCACUAACACACGAGGGCGUUUGCGGUUUACAGUUCACGAUGUUGUGGUGUCCCAUUUAUAUUAUGCUGUGGGAGGGGGCUGAAGCGGAGGCCUAUCCCCUCCUCGGUGUGGUGUCUUGAGAGGCCAAAGUGGGAGGCGGGAAACCGAGGGAAGAACAGGGUUGAGCCUAAGAGAAGCAAAGACAAGAUGGCCGCUGGUACAAAAACGUUGACAUCAAUGAACAGCCACAAAAAGAAGUAUACCUUUCUUUCAGAUUUGCCUCUACAACCUUCCCUUUGUCUCACCCAGCUGACAAUGGCUCUUGAAUCACUCCUUGGUCCUUUUACACCAGUGGUGGCGAACCUUUGGCACGGGUGCCAAAGGUGGCACUCAGAGCUCUCUCUGUGGGCACACACAGACAGAGCCCCCCCCCCCCCAAA
Messenger RNA from Sphaerodactylus townsendi, 1784 nucleotides. RefSeq names its product double C2 domain alpha (gene DOC2A). Lineage: Eukaryota; Metazoa; Chordata; Lepidosauria; Squamata; Sphaerodactylidae. The record is from RefSeq and is a predicted model, not a curated record.